CUUCCCGUAGUGGCGUCUGUUCACGGGAUCUGAGUUAAUAUAAGAGUCGCUAAAAUGGGGAAAAAAGAUAAAGGAGAUCGAGAGAAGAAGUCCAAAAAGCGUGUCUAUGAAGAAGAUGAUGAUGAUGACGAGGUAGCAGGCAGUGAAUCCCAGGAGGCCAUACCUGCUGCUGCAGGGAAACAGGUGGAUGAGUCCGCUAUCAAACUAGAUGAGUAUGGCGCCAAAGACUAUCGUGUUCAGAUGCUGCUGAAAAAUGACCACUCCUCACGCCCUCUCUGGGUGGCUCCAGAUGGGCACAUUUUCCUGGAAGCAUUCUCUCCUGUUUACAAGUACGCCCAAGACUUCCUUGUGGCCAUUGCGGAGCCUGUAUGCAGGCCCACCCAUGUUCAUGAAUACAAGCUGACAGCCUAUUCCCUCUAUGCGGCUGUCAGCGUCGGGUUGCAGACUUCAGACAUAGUGGAGUACCUUCAGAAACUCAGCAAAACAUCUGUACCUGAUGGCAUCAUCCAGUUUAUCAAGCUUUGCACGGUGAGCUAUGGCAAAGUCAAGCUGGUGCUCAAACACAAUAGGUAUUUUGUUGAGAGUUCCUUCCCCGAUGUGAUACAGCGACUCCUGCAGGACAGUGUGGUUCGUGAAUGUCGUCUCCGUACGGCAGAAGGAGGAGAUACUGAGCUUAUUACUGAGGUCGUCCACAGCAAGUCAGCGAUCUCUAAGUCUCUUCAGGAUAAAGGAGGUGCAUCAACAUCACAGCAGACCACCGAGGGCCAAAGUUCAACCCCCCAGAUUCCUGAGGACAUCUUUACCUACUAUGAGCAGAUGGAUAAAGAAGAAGAGGAGGAGGAAGAAACUCAGACUGUGUCCUUCGAGAUCCGACAGGAAAUGAUUGAGGAGCUGCAGAAACGCUGUAUCCAGCUUGAGUACCCCCUUCUUGCAGAGUAUGACUUUCGCAAUGAUACAGUCAACCCAGAUAUCAACAUGGACCUGAAGCCCACGGCUGUGUUACGUCCAUACCAGGAGAAGAGCUUGCGAAAGAUGUUUGGGAAUGGUCGUGCUCGCUCUGGAGUCAUAGUGCUCCCUUGUGGAGCGGGCAAGUCUCUAGUUGGUGUUACAGCUGCAUGCACAGUGCGGAAACGCUGCUUGGUACUGGGUAACUCCUCGGUGUCAGUGGAGCAGUGGAAGUCCCAGUUCAAAAUGUGGUCCACCAUCGAUGAUUCCCAGAUCUGCCGCUUCACCUCCGAUGCCAAGGACAAGCCAAUCGGCUGCUCAGUGGCCAUAAGCACCUACUCUAUGCUGGGCCAUACCACCAAGCGCUCUUGGGAGGCAGAGAAAGUUAUGGAGUGGAUGCGUAGUCAGGAAUGGGGACUAAUUAUACUGGAUGAGGUCCACACCAUCCCUGCUAAGAUGUUCCGCCGUGUUCUGACCAUUGUCCAGGCUCAUUGCAAACUGGGACUUACUGCCACACUGGUCAGGGAAGAUGACAAGAUUGUAGACCUCAACUUUUUGAUUGGGCCUAAACUGUAUGAGGCCAACUGGAUGGAGCUGCAAAACAAUGGCUACAUUGCGAAGGUCCAGUGUGCAGAGGUGUGGUGCCCGAUGUCUCCUGAGUUUUACAGGGAGUAUGUGGCCAUUAAAACCAAGAAACGCAUCCUGCUUUACACCAUGAACCCAAAUAAGUUCCGUGCCUGCCAGUUUCUCAUUCGCUUCCAUGAGCGUCGCAAUGACAAGAUCAUCGUCUUUGCCGAUAAUGUCUUUGCCCUGAAAGAAUAUGCUAUACGCCUUAACAAGCCUUACAUCUAUGGCCCUACCUCUCAGGGGGAACGCAUGCAGAUCUUGCAGAACUUCAAGCACAACCCCAAGAUCAACACCAUUUUCAUCUCCAAGGUUGGAGACACCUCAUUUGACUUGCCAGAGGCCAAUGUUCUGAUCCAGAUCUCCUCUCAUGGUGGAUCACGGCGACAGGAAGCUCAGAGGCUUGGCAGAGUACUACGAGCCAAGAAAGGAAUGAUAGCAGAGGAGUACAAUGCCUACUUCUAUUCUCUGGUGUCUCAGGACACCCAGGAGAUGGCUUAUUCCACCAAGAGACAGAGAUUCCUGGUGGACCAGGGCUAUAGUUUCAAGGUGAUCACUAAGAUGGCAGGUAUGGAAGAAGACGAUCUGAUGUUUUCCACUAGAGAUGAACAGCACCAAUUGCUCCAGAAGGUCCUGGCUGCCUCUGACCUGGAUGCCGAAGAGGAGGUGGUGGCGGGGGAGUUGGGCACACGUCCACAGUUUUCAAAGCGAAUGGGCACUAUGAGCUCCAUGUCGGGAGCAGAUGACACCGUCUACAUGGAGUAUCACAGUCGCGGCAGCAAAGCCUCCACACUAGGCAAGAACAUCCACCCGCUCUUUAAACGCUUCCGGAAGUAGAAGCACCAACUGCAAUUUGCACCCCUACUGGAUUACUCAGGAACUGCAGCAAAUUCUAGCCUGAGACAGUUGGUAUAGUAUGGACAAGAAGCAAUACGUACCAAGGAGCAGGCUAACAUCAGCAUAUAUGUUAGUCCAGUCCGCUCUUAAGAGAUGACUUAACACUGAACAUUGUUCGAAGUUGGCAAUAGGGUACAUUGUUUUCUUCUUGAAAUGAUAUUGACAAUGGUAGCCGCUUAAGAAAACAGGUAUUGGAGGCUCUGUGUAAAGACAAGUUCAGGAUCUCUCUCAUUACAGUGCCUUGCAGAAGUAUUCAACCCCCUUGACAGUUAUCACUAAUUUCUGGAUUAUAAAAGAUACUCACACAUUUGUUCCUGAACGAUAUUAUUUUUGUGACCCCGUAAGCUCUAACAGCAUGUUUCCAAAGACAAAAUAAGUUAUGUUUCAUUGACUUCUUAUUAAUAAAUUGAAAACUGAAAUACAGUGCUUGCAUAAGUAUUCAACCCCUUAAGCUCUGAAAGCUCCAAGUUUACAGAAAUGACUAAAACUAAAAUGAAUAAAUAAAAAACUAAACUGAAAUGAAUUACUCCUAAAACAAACUUGGGUGAACACAGUUGGACAUAAUUAGUGUGCACCUGUAAGAUAUUAAAGUAACGGUCUCAUUUAUGGGUAUAAAAAGCACUCUGUGUAAAGUUCAUUAGCUGGGCGUGAACUCCAUCAGAAAAUGAAGACAAGGGAGCAUAAUACUGAAGUAAGACAAAGUGAUUAAAAUGCUGAAGGUGGGAAAGGGAUACACAAUAAUAUCCAAGUGUUUGGAUGUCCCACGGAACACUGUUUGAUCCAUUGUCAGAAAGUGGAAGCUGUAUCACACCACCCAGACGCUUUGCAGGACAGGCUGUCCCUCACAGCUAAGUGUCCGAGCAAGAUGUAGGCUGGUGAGGAAAGCCACAGAUAAUCCUGCAAUCACUUUGAAGGAUGUCCAGAGGUCAGUGGCUGAAACUGGAGUAAAUGUGCAUGAGUCAACCAUAUCACGGGCUAUCCAUAAGUCUGGCCUGUAUGCGAGGGUGGCAAGAAAGAAGCCAUUGCUCAAAAUUAUGCAUAUAAAAACAUGCUUGGAGUUUGCUACCAAACACGAGAGAGACCCAGUUAGGAUGUGGGUAAAGGUUUUGUGGUCAGAUGAGGCAAAAGUUGAGCUUUUUGGCCAAAACUCAAAAGCGUUGUGUGUUGCAAACCUAACAUUGCUCAUGCCCUAAAAACACCCUCCCUACAGUGAAGCAUGGUGGCGGCAUAAUGCUAUGGGGUUGCUUUUCAUCUGCAGGCACUGGAAACCUUGUUCAGAUUGAGGGAAGAAUGGAUGGAGCUAAAUACAGGGAAAUAUUGGAGGAAAACCUGCUGCAGUCUGCCAUAAAACUGAAGCUUGGGAGAAGGUUCACCUUCCAGCAGGACAAUGAUCCUAAGCACAAGGCAAAAGCAACAAUGGCAUGGCUCAGCAACAAAAAGGUGAACGUUUUGGAGUGGCCAAGUCAAAGUCUGGACCUCAACCCCACUGAAAAUCUGCGGCACUGACUGAAAAUCGCAGUCCAGAGGCGCUAUCCGACCAGCCUGCAAGACCUGAAAAAAUUCUGCCAAGAAGAAUGGGCAAAAAUUAUUCCAGAGGAAUGUGCAAAGCUUGUACAUACUUACCCCAAGAGAAUCAUGGCCGUUAUUGCCACAAAAGGGUACUCUACAGUGUGUCUGGAUGGCGUAGCAGUCUAUUCUGUUGCCUACCAAUAUGGAGAUAACCGGUUCCAAUCCCUGUGUUACCUCCUGCUUGGUCGGGCGUCCCUACAGACACAAUUGGCCGUGUUUGUGGGUGGGAAGCCAGAUGGGGGUAUGUGGUCGCUGCACUAGCGCUUCCUCUGGUUGUUCGGGGCGCCUGUUCAGGGGGGAGGGGGAACUGGGGGGAAUAGCGUGAUGCUCCCACGUGCUAUGUACCCCUGGCAAAACUCCUCACUGUCAGGUGAAAAGAAGUGGCUGGCGACUCCACGUGUAUUGGAGGAGGCAUGUGGGAGUCUGAAGCCCUCCUCGGAUCGGGAGAGGGGGUGGAGCAGAGAUCAGGACGGCUUGGAAGAGUGGGGUAAUUGGCCGCAUACAAUGGGGGAGAAAAACGGGGGGGAGCAGUCAUAAAAACAUAACUUAUUUUGACUUUGGGAACAUGCUGUUAGAGGUUAUGGGUUCACAAAAAUAACGUCGUUCGGGAACUGAUGUGUGAGUAUCUUUUAUAACCCAGAAAUAAGUGAUGACUGUCAAGGAGGUUGAAUACUUUUUCAAGACACUGUAGUUGUUCUUUGACAACUCUUAUAUCCCGUGUGUACCCUAUGCCUUUCAAAAGGGACACCAAAUGACAGAGGAUGAGUGUUACAGUUUGAUGUAAAAAUUAUACUGACCUUGAAUGGAGUACUAAGGAUUGGCUAUAAUUCUCAUUAUCUUUGUUAGCCUUUUGGGAGGGAAUGGAAUAACAUGGCUGUAUCUCAAAUAUUUGGGAAAUCUCUGCUCAUCCAUUAAGAGCAAAACGGCAACAAAGUGUGUAAGAACUAGUGAUGUGUAAAUUAGAGCAUCAUCACCAUAGACAGACACACCUCUUUUGUAAACGUUGCCAUUUUUACAGAUCAAAACAGCACAAAAACAUUGUACACAUAAUUGUGCUCCAUACUAACAACGCUCGGCAAAACAAUUGUUUUUUUCUGUUCAGGAAUUUUGUUUUGUGAAUUGUCAGUGUUCAAGAAUAUUUCCCAUUUGUGAGGGAGAAAUCGUAUUAACGUUGUUUUGCCAACUGUGCAAAAGCAGUGAUGUUGUUGCCUUGAGAUUCUCCAAACAAUGUGAAUCUGUACGCAAGUAACUUGUAUCAACUGCUUUGACAAGUAGAGACCACUGAUCUCUAAAAAUAGAAAUAAAAUAAUCGAAGCUGUGAAUAAAUUUCCCUCUAAAUAGAUAAUGGUGUAAAAAAAACAAGCUUCUUGAAAGCUUUUUAGUAGUAAUUAAAAGUGGCUUGAAGAAUCGAUACCUUCUGGGUUAUAGCAGUAGUAAACUCACAUGGAGUGCAGUACAUCUGUAUGUAGUGCACUAUUCCACCAAUGCAGAUCCAUUUUUGAGACCAUGCUGUAAACUGGACUGCAUUGGAGUCAUCUUCAUUAGCAAAUUCUGCAUUUAGUAAACAUUUUUUUUAACAAUGUAUUAGUGUUUCCUAUAAUGCAGAACAUAUUUUAAAUAAGAUUUCCUUUGUUUG
Lampris incognitus (smalleye Pacific opah) is the source of this 5671-nucleotide messenger RNA. It is a transcript of the gene ercc3, whose product is annotated as excision repair cross-complementation group 3. The transcript is spliced from 15 exons. The record is from RefSeq and is a predicted model, not a curated record. NCBI's taxonomy places the organism in Eukaryota, Metazoa, Chordata, Actinopteri, Lampriformes, Lampridae. Gene Ontology annotation, biological process: nucleotide-excision repair; transcription initiation at RNA polymerase II promoter. Gene Ontology annotation, cellular component: transcription factor TFIIH holo complex; nucleotide-excision repair factor 3 complex; transcription preinitiation complex. Gene Ontology annotation, molecular function: hydrolase activity; ATP binding; DNA binding. Bases 55 to 2406 code for a protein of 783 amino acids.